CUUUCUUUUGAGUAGGUUAAACUUUGCUGGUGAAAAAAUGAAGCUUGAAAUUGAAAUAAUCUCCAAAGAGAUAAUCAAACCAUCUUCUCCAACCCCUGAUCACCUCCAUCAUUACAAGCUUUCCUUUCUUGAUCAAUUAUCUCCCCCAGUCUAUAACCCCUUGAUCCUCCUCUAUCCAACAGAUGGUGAACUCAAAUUCAACAAUCUUGAAAAAUACAACGAGCUCAAGCAAUCUCUAUCUCAGAUCUUAGCCUAUUACUACCCAUUAGCAGGACGAAUUAAAGACAAUCGUUUCGUGGACUGCAACGACGAGGGUAUCCUUUAUUUGCAGGCACAAGUGUCCUCCAAACUUUCUGAUGCAGUUGAUAAUACAGAGCCCACUGAAUUCAAGAAGUUGCUUCCAUUUGAACUAGAUCAAGCUCAAGAGUUCCCAUUAGGUAUCCAAUUCAACAUCUUUAAGUGCGGUGGAAUUUGUCUGGGUUUGUGCCUCUCACACAAGAUUGCUGAUGCAUUAUCAACCUUAACAUUUGUCAAAACUUGGGCUGCAAUUGCCCGCGGAGAAGUUGAUAUAGCGUGCCCUGAAUUUGUUUCAGCCACCCUUUUCCCUCCCAGGAAUAUAUCAGGCUUUAAUCCGGCUACUGGUAUCACUAAAAAUGUUGCGACAAAGAGGUUUGUGUUCAGGUCCACCUCAAUAGAGUCUCUGAGAGCAAGAUAUGCUACAAGUACAAGCUUGGAGAAUCAGCGACCACCCUCACGCAUUGAAGCUUUAUCAGUUUUCAUAUGGAGCCGGUUCACGGCUGCCACCGAGGUAGAAUCAAGCCCAAGUAAGAAAUACUUGAUGCUUCACCCAGUGAACCUGCGUAGAAGGAUGAAUCCACCAUUGCCAGAACACUCUUUUGGGAACUAUUAUCGGCUUGCAAUAACUAUUCCAUCCACUGAUUCCUCUAGGGAAGAAAAUUGUGAUCUUGUCAACAAGAUCAGAUCGUCAAUAAGCAAGAUUGAUAAAGAGUAUGUGAGAAAACUCCAAGAAGGCAAUGAACACUUGGAUUUUAUCAAGGAAAGAGCUGACAGUUUCAUUAGAGGUGAGAUGGCUACGCUUAACUUCACUAGUUUGUGCAGGUUUCCCUUAUAUGAAGCAGAUUUUGGAUGGAGCAAACCUAUGUGGGCAGGGUCACCCAGCUUAACAUUCAAAAAUCUGGUUGUUUUCAUGGACACUGCCUGUGGAGAUGGAAUAGAGGCACUGGUACACCUGAAGGAGGAAGACAUGGCAAAAUUCAAAGAGGAUGAAGAGUUGCUUCAAUUUGUUACAUGCUAAAGACUAUAUAUAUAGAUAGUAAGUCCAUAUAUAUGUAAUUGGCAUAUUCUAUAGCCUUCUUUGUUAGGGUUUAGCCAAAAUUGUUGAUUUUAUGUUAUGAUGUUACAAUCUUCAAGUAUUGCAAUUCGAAUUUAAAUGGACAGUCACUCAUUUGUUUGGUGUAUUA
This is a messenger RNA of Hevea brasiliensis (rubber tree), 1481 nucleotides long. RefSeq names its product stemmadenine O-acetyltransferase-like. Bases 38 to 1315 code for a protein of 425 amino acids. The transcript has a single exon. NCBI's taxonomy places the organism in Eukaryota, Viridiplantae, Streptophyta, Magnoliopsida, Malpighiales, Euphorbiaceae. The record is from RefSeq and is a predicted model, not a curated record.